Molecule: messenger RNA, 2525 nt
Organism: Anguilla rostrata (American eel)
Lineage: Eukaryota; Metazoa; Chordata; Actinopteri; Anguilliformes; Anguillidae
Gene: ctdspl3
Product: CTD (carboxy-terminal domain, RNA polymerase II, polypeptide A) small phosphatase like 3
Exons: 11
Coding region: 342-1316 (324 amino acids)
Molecular function (GO): phosphoprotein phosphatase activity
Source: RefSeq, a predicted model, not a curated record
AGCUAACUCGACUCUCUCAGACGGCUACCCUUACGACCAAUACGAUGUAUUAUUUAGCUAUCUAACGUUAGCUGCUAUGUGGCUAGAUCUAUAGUUACUGUUAUUGUAGCUGGCUGUCUGAUAGAUUGCUAGUCUAUGUAUUAUUAUCAGUCGCCACUGGUUAGUGAGCUAGGUAACAAGCGUGUUGUCAUUUGUGAACCCUUACGUUCCCGUUGUUUUCUUUGAAGUAUAGAAGAACAGUAACCAUUUUGCUUAAAACAAUGUGAUCAUUCUGCGUGGUCAAUGCCCGAGUUGUUGCUGGCGAGCUGACUAACAUUACCUGAAGCUAGGGCAAAGGGGAAAUGGUGUCAGACUGCACUACGCAGGACUCUGACGAGGAAUGUGUCCCAACCGUCAGUAAAGGCCGCACGAGGAAAAGAGCUUCAACGCAUGGAGACCACGAAGAGUUCAUGACUCCUGUCUGCCGGAAGCGCCGUGUGCGCUUUGGGAUGGAGAGAGACUACUCCCACACUAAUACAGCAGUAAGGAACAUCUUCACCCCGACUGUAUGCCUCCCGAUGUCAACAGUGGACAAUGGUGUGAAAUCCCCUGAGGAUGAACCAAUGAGUCCAGAACAGUGCAUUUUUGGUUAUGAGUCUUUAAGCCCUCUGGCAGACGAGGAAGAUGAUGACGAGGUGUUUAAUCCGUACUGCUUCAUCAAAAACAUUCAGUCUCGGUCUCAACAAUCGAAACCUCGUACCCGGGAUGUCCCGGUCAAGACCAGGACCACCCCGCAAGCCACACUUGUUUUGGACCUGGAUGAGACGCUAGUGUUCAGCUCUCUGAGCAUGAUUGAGAAUGCAGAACACACCUUCCACACCUAUUUUCAGGAUCAUGAGUACAAAGUCUUCAUGGUUCUGAGGCCUCAUGUUAAAGAGUUUUUGCAAAGCAUGUCAAAAAUCUUUGAAAUGUUUGUUUAUACUUCUGCCAAGAAAGAAUAUGCUGAGAAGAUCUUGGAGACGCUGGAUCCUCAGAAAAAGCUUUUUCGACAUCGUUUGUACCAGGAAGACUGUGCCUGUGUUUUUGGCCACUACAUCAAGGACCUGGAUGUGCUGGAAAGAGACCUGUCCAAAACAGUGGUUCUGGACAAUGCUCCCCACGCCUUUCCUUACCAUCUGAUGAAUAUGAUCCCCAUCAAGAGUUGGGCUGGAGACAGAGAAGACGAUGAACUGCAGAAGCUCAUUCCUUAUCUUGAGAAACUGUCCGAAACAGAGGAUUUCCGGCAGGUUCUGAGGCGGCGGAUGGAUCAUUUGCACAGACUGCUCUCUGAAGACUGAUAAGUGGCACAUGACUGAUAAUUUCAUUAUUGGCACUUAUCUAUCAAUCUGCUCAUGUAAAACAUACGAUAUUUCCAGUCUGUUCUGUGUUGCACUCGUCUUAAUGGUGUGAACUGUCAAUGGGAUUCAGGAAGAGUUGGCAUUACAUAUAGAAAAGGCAGAGACCCAGAUAUACUUACACUGUUUUCUGGAGGAACUGCCUGCUGAACAUUAUGUAAUUACAUGGUGUUAUUUUGUAUAUUUUGUUAGGGGUGAAAACCUGCAUUUUACAUAUUUCCUAUUUGUAUAACAUGAUAUUUGCCUAAGCAAUUCAGGUUAAGUACCUUUCUCAGUGGUACAAUGGCUGUGCCUCAGUUGGGAAUCAAACCUACAAUACAGCAGACUUAAUGUUUGUUUUUAUUUAUUUAUUUAUUUGAAAAGUCUGUGGACCUGGACCAAGGGGUCAAGAAUGCCCAUAACAAUAAGAGACUCUUGUUUACAAAUAUAGCUGCACUGCCCUGGAUCUUUGUAUUGCGUAGAAUAUAGUUCUCUCUGUUGCAUAGAAAACAUGGUGGCUCACAAGCCACAAAGUGCUGUAAUAUAAUGUACAUAUUUGUGUUGUCCUAACAGAAUUGACUAACUUGGUUUAUUAAUAUAUACAGUUUCUGUUUUAUUCAUUCAUGUCAUGUGGACUGAUCAUCUGACUUUACAUUCAAAAGUGAGUGCAAAGCUCCUGCCUCUCGCCCAGUGCAUUCUGGGAUAGGCUCUAGCACCGCCUGCGACCCUGACCAGGAAUAAGUGGGUAUAGAUAAUGGAUGGCUGAAGUAAGGCGGUUGCAUUUUUGAAGAGUGCUAAAAAUGUUUAGACUCUUUAACAACUGUCUCUCAGCAUGCAUUGUAUGUAUUUGCUUAAACAACAAGUUAUGCGUUGUUUUAUUCCUCAUUUAUGGUUGCUCAUUAAAAGUAUUUGCACUUUCUUGUUUUGUUAGAAUGUUGGAUAUUUGUUUUCAAUGGUUUGGGAACAUAGUUUUCAAAAUGAUUUAAAUGACUUGUAUGUAAGGAUAAAUGUUUACCUUCAACGUAGCAUUUGAGAAUCCAUGAACAAUGCCCUUAUUUUUUUCCAAUAGGAAAGUAAUCCCAUGAAUCUUUUAAAAUAAAAUUGACUGUAUGGGAGUCAUUGUACCAAUGAACUGUGAUUGAUUAGUUAAUUAAAUUUAAUGAUGUGAUUAUA